CCCCGUUCGCGGCCUCGUUUCGCGCACUCCUCGCCCGCGCGCCCCCCAAGAAGGUCUACUGCCUGAUUGCUUCUACCGAAGGCUGCUAUCCUCAAGGAUCUCAACGCCGUCUUCUUCAUCUCGAUUCUUCACUGUACCUCACAGCCUGUCCUCCUGUCAUGGCUACGCGGGAAGUUGUGGAUCAUGCCAGAAAUUUUGCCGUCAUGGUCAGAGUCCAAGGCCCUGACCCGAAGGGCCUGAAGAUGCAAAAACAUGCAUUCCAUCAGUAUCAUUCUGGGAGAACAACUCUUUCAGCAUCUGGAAUGAUAUUACCUGAAACCCUGUAUGACACCAGGGUCGCUAAGCAUCUUGGUAAUUAUAAGGAUCAAUUUGCAACGUUGGUUCUGACUGUUUCCUCCAUUUUUGAGCCUUUUAUGCCACUUCAGCACAGAAAUACUAUUCACAAGGGAAAGCCUGAGCUAAUUCCUGGUGUUCAGAUUGAUAUUAUGGUUGAGGGUAACUCAUUGAUGGAGAGAGAUUCUGAUGUUAGUAAAACUCCACAUUGGCAUGCUGCCCACUUGUUGGCUUUGUAUGAUAUACCUACAGCUGCUCUUAAACCAGUCAUGGAUGCUUCUUUGGAUUCAUUACAUCAGAGAUGGGAGGUCGGCUGGUCUUUGGCCUCAUAUAAAAAUGGUUCUCCAUCCUUCAGGGAUUCUCUUCGGGGACAGAUUGAAAAUGACGAGAAUACCUUUGCUGGGAGCCAGAGAUAUUUGGAUACGGAAGGAUCUAACAAAAAUAAUGACUUGACAAUAAGAAUUGCUAUUCUUGGUGUUCCCUCAUUCUCAAAGGACUUGCCAAACAUCCGUUUAUCUCCCUCAAGGCAGCGAGGAUCCUUUCUUCUUGCUGUUGGUUCCCCUUUUGGUGUUCUAUCACCGAUGCAUUUCCUUAACAGCAUAUCGGUUGGAUCAAUUUCCAAUUGCUACCCUCCUAACUCGAGCAAGUCAUUGCUGAUUGCUGACAUGCGGUGCCUUCCUGGAAUGGAAGGCUGUCCGGUUUUUGAUGAACAUGCAUGUCUGGUCGGUGUUCUGAUUAGACCACUUGUGCAUUAUAUGACUGGUGCUGAGAUUCAGCUGUUGAUUCCAUGGGGAGCCAUUGCCACGGCUUGCAGUGGUCUACUUCUAGGGGCUUAUAAUGCUGGAGAAAGGAUUGACAACGACAAUGGGUGUAUUAAUGCUGUGGGGAAUGAGGCAAUGAAUAAGGAACACAAAUUUGAGGGAGCCUUUUGCAGUAUCCAAGAAAACUCUAGUUGUUCUCGUCCUUUCCCAUCUAAAAUUGAGAAGGCAAUGGCUUCUGUUUGUCUUGUUACAAUUGGUGAAGGAAUAUGGGCAUCUGGCGUUUUGCUCAAUAGCCAAGGCCUAGUACUCACCAAUGCCCACUUGAUAGAGCCAUGGAGAUUUGGGAAAGCAAAUGUUAGUGGAGAAAGAUCGAUUGAAAAUGCCAAGCUGCUGCAGUCCUACACUGAGCGUUCUCCGUGUUCAAUGCACAAUGGUGUUUUUGGCGGCAAAAAGAGUGGAAAUUUAACACAAAAUGCCUCUAAGAAUGCAAAUAUUCUUCUCCAGAACCAAAUUGAGGGUAGUAAGUUGAAUUUUGCUAACUAUGGUCGUAGAAACUUGCGUGUUCGCUUGAAUCAUGCUGAGCCUUGGACAUGGUGUGAUGCUAAAGUGCUGUACAUCUGCAAGGGACCUUGGGAUGUUGCAUUGUUGCAGCUUGAGCAAAUUCCAGAGCAGCUCUCAUCUAUUAUUAUGGAUUUUUCAUGGCCGUCCGCAGGAUCAAAGAUACAUGUUAUUGGACAUGGACUUUUGGGACCGAAAUCGGGCUUCUCCCCAUCUGUUUGCUCUGGUGUGGUAGCCAAUGUGGUGAAAGCAAAGAUUCCCCCAUCUUAUCAUCAAGGAGAUUCAUUAGAAUAUUUUCCGGCGAUGCUUGAAACAACAGCUGCAGUGCAUCCUGGUUGUAGUGGGGGUGCUGUUGUCAAUUCAGAAGGGCAUAUGAUUGGACUUGUUACAAGCAAUGCGAGGCAUGGGCGAGGAGCUAUUAUUCCACACUUGAACUUCAGCAUACCUUGUGCAGCUUUGGAACCCAUUCAUAGGUUCCUUAGAGACACGAAGGACCUCUCAGUCGUAAAAGCUCUGGAUGAACCAGAUGAACAGCUUUCUUCUAUAUGGGCAUUGAUGUCACAGCGAUCUCCCAAGCCCUCUCCUCUGCCUGAUCUGCCUCAAUUGCCAGGUGGAGACCAUGAAACAAAGGGGAAAGGUUCUCGAUUUGCAAAGUUCAUUGCCGAACGACGAGAAGUAUUCCGAAAGUUAACUCUUCAUAGCGAGGAGGAAAAACUUCCAUCUAAUGUGAUCCGUAGCAAGCUAUGACCAUUCAAACUUUGGGCAUUCUACAGGUUGAAACGUCUGAUCAGAUGAAAGAAAACUGAUGGGAACUGCAUCACAAUGAUUAAAAACAGCGUUGCUUUUGGGUUUGAGUGUGUUCUUCUAUAUCUUUAUAUGAUUGGCUCCAUGGCUUCAGAGAUGAAGACAUUUAGCUACGAUUCUAAAUGUUCUGAAUCGAUUUUUUUAUUUCACCAACAGGUAUUUGAAAUGAACCGCCCUUUACGAUUAAUAUUUUUCCUUUA
Cucurbita maxima (winter squash) is the source of this 2656-nucleotide messenger RNA. RefSeq names its product glyoxysomal processing protease, glyoxysomal. Gene Ontology annotation, biological process: protein processing. Gene Ontology annotation, cellular component: peroxisome. NCBI's taxonomy places the organism in Eukaryota, Viridiplantae, Streptophyta, Magnoliopsida, Cucurbitales, Cucurbitaceae. Gene Ontology annotation, molecular function: serine-type endopeptidase activity. The coding region runs from base 159 to 2399 and encodes 746 amino acids. The record is from RefSeq and is a predicted model, not a curated record. The transcript has 15 exons.